CCCCAUUUUUCCCCAUCUCCUGGGAUCACUGUACCGUGUAUACAUAAGCGGAGGGCUCUCUACGAUUUAGUGCCGAUAGAGAAAAAAAAAAGGGACUCGCUAGUGAACCGGAUCGUCACUCGCCUUCGCAAGAACCAUCACCUACUUUUUCUGGACACGAUCGUCUCCCUGUGUCGAAGACAUUAGGCAUACAAGUACCGCGUCGCACAAAGCUCGGCCACCACCCGGAGUUGCCUUUACCUUUUUGCGAUUCGAGGUUCACCAUCUUUCGGCAGUCAGAUGGUUAGGUAACCUAUUCUUCGAUACACCACAAAUGUAGUUGACGAGAACUCCAUACGUUGUUCCAUACGUUGUAUGCCCGAUGGCCUGCCUCUAAUGGCUAAUCGCCGUUCUUGAACCACUUGUCGUUCCUUUCACACCUUUCCAUUCCAAGUACCCACACCACCGCUGCAGCAGCUUGCAGCUCAGCUUCCUAUCAUUCCUUAUACUCCUCAAACUUAUAUUAAUACUUCAUUGACGGGUCAACCCGAAUCCCGACAUCCCGUUCCGUUUCAUUGCAGGCCCCUGUGGUGAAGUCGUCUUCGACGUCACCACCGAUUCACCCGCCCGAAUGAUGGCGCCGACUUUAAACGUACCGCAGAGCACCCACGCCAAAAUGAUUGUCUCACCACCUCGAUUGAACUUGCGUAGGGCCGCAUCGUACCAGCAUGAAAAGGCACCUCUAUCAUCCACCUCCUCCCGCUUCACCAUCAACCAACUCAUGUUCUCUCCUCCGCCUUCUCCUGGAUUGCCUGCCUUGGUACCUCGGCCCCGGAAGUCCUCUAGCGGGCCAAGACCAAGCCGCGUCCUCCGAAUAACCGCGUGGAUCGCCGCGUUAGUAUUGAUCUCCUUCGUAGUCAGGAGUAUUGUAAAGAAGGAUAUACAGGUGCCCGUCAGCUGGACCCUGACGGACAGUGAGGAGUAUGAAAUGGUUGGACAAUAUGACUUACCUGAUUUUCCUACGCCUAUUGCCGUGACAGACCGGAAUGGCAGGUCUAAGUGGACUGUCUCCAUUCCACCUACGUCUGAAUUUCCCUUGACCAUUGAGGAGUAUACAGACAUGUGUGUCCAAUGCCGGGAGGUGGCAGCCCAUGUUAGAGAGUUACACGGCUACACGAAUCCUUCAAAGCAUAUCCAAACAGACUAUUAUUAUGAAGAUCCUUAUUUUGUCGACGUCAGCGAUGCCGAGAAACGUGGACUUCUUCCUGGAAUGGAGGGCAAGGCGUGGAAAGUGACAGCAAAGGCUCAAAGCGGCCACUUGGUGGGGGAGAAAGCAGACGGGCUAGUCGAUAAGAGCUUCUGCAAAACAUCGUUGACGUUUGUCCUCGAAUCGGCGGAUGCUGGGCUGGGCCAUACAUUGAUGAUGCUAUGGAUGGCGUAUGGUCUCGCGCAAAAGGAGAGGAGGUCGUUUUUCAUUGACGACUCACGAUGGGCGUAUGGCGAAUAUACUACGAUUUUCAAGGCGCCACCGAUGCCAGAUUGCAAUCCGCCACCACGUCACGAGAUGUUACCAUGUCCCCGUACAGCGCGACAUCUUGUUGUAUCGGCCGCCACAGCCCCUCAGACCUUCGGCCAAAGCUUCCAUCUCGAAUACGAAAACUCCAGACGAAGCGACGUAAAACGAGAACGGCCAGUAUACAACCUUGCACGGGCAGGCUACGAGGCUUUAUUUCAUCUGAACGAAGAUGACCAACCUUACGUGGAGCAGCGUGUCAAGGGGCUGAGAAGAAUGGCCAAAGUGGCUGAGGGAAACUAUAACGAUGGUUUGAUUGUUGGCGUUCAUAUUCGACACGGUGAUCUACACCCUUACGAAUACCAAUACAAUGGGGCAUACGUACCCUUAAACAUAUACGUGCAGAAGUCAAGGGAACUCAUCGAGCAAUAUCAUAAUUUUAGUACACCCUUUGGGGGAGAGGAUGUGGCUGCGAAGCAACACUCGUUCUCUAUUAUUGCAUCAGACGAUCCCGACGUGUACGAAACGGAAGAGUUUUCGGGUUCCCUUCGAGCUCAGGAGCAAAUCAAGCUGGCCAGUACACAACGCGCCCCGAAGGCGAACCCGGAUAAGACAGUAAUGCACAAAUUUGUCGAUGAGGCUUUCGGUUGGGAGGGGGGGUUCUUCGCGAGCAUGUUCUGGAAUCUCGGCCGGUCGACCUUGAACAACGCCAACGCGGGAGCAGCAGGCGAAAUGCAAACAACGCUCAAACCGUCGGCAGAGACUAUGCGACUAAGGGGGCUGAUCGGACGAGCUUAUAUGCUGGACCUAGCUGUACUGGGCCAAGCUAGUGAUGUUGUCAUUUGCACUAUGAGCGCAAUGGGAUGUCGAUUGCUAGCAGUGAUUAUGGGCUGGGAAAAGGCGAUGGAAGAAGAGAGAUGGGUUAACAUCGAUGGGGACUUCCGAUGGACUGCAUUAUCGCUAUCAUGAGCACCCGGCGUGGCGUUUUUCAGGCGUUUGAUUGUUUGCUCCCAAAACAGACGAGCCGGCAUACAAAGUAAAAAGAUAUCCUUGCAUACAGCAUAGCCAAUCUCGGGCGUUUAGGGAAAAGAAGGAGUUUUUAUUUUUAUUUUUUUCAAGACGGACUAAGUUUUCGACGAGUGGGACGGAAGCAUGAGAUAUCUUGACAUCAUGGGAUGAAGCAUGUUGGGGGGUGAAUAGAGGCGUCAAGAGAAAGAGUAUCUAGAGAGCAGCAUAGCCCACUCGCGAGGGUAGGGUAGGUUAGGGGGAGGGGAGGGCGUUGCACUUCCUUCGUAGGCAAGCCAUACCGGCUACAAAUGGUAUUUCAUUUAUAUUCAGAUGGCAAGACAGUACAUCUAAAUCUAUAUCCGUAAUGUCGAUAUCUUUAGUAACUUCGGCUUGAGUGGUAGGGUAUGAAGAACACUUUGCGUGCUCCUCUAA
Messenger RNA from Hypoxylon fragiforme, 2932 nucleotides. RefSeq lists its product as uncharacterized. Gene Ontology annotation, biological process: protein N-linked glycosylation. The record is from RefSeq and is a predicted model, not a curated record. Lineage: Eukaryota; Fungi; Ascomycota; Sordariomycetes; Xylariales; Hypoxylaceae. Gene Ontology annotation, molecular function: alpha-(1->6)-fucosyltransferase activity. The transcript has a single exon. Bases 611 to 2461 code for a protein of 616 amino acids.